AUGGAUAUUUCAACUACCUGGACUCCAAGUUCAUAUCCUUCAGCUACGACUUUGUCGAGUAUCGCAACAACUAAUGCACCCAAAUUAAUUGCAACAGUAUCAUCAAUUAUGAAUAAAGCUAAUACAGAAACCGAUAUUUAUAAUUUGAAAAAUCUCCAACAAAUUUAUAGAGGUGCUCAAGCUUCAUUAACAAUCAUCUCAGCAGAAGAAAUUUUAGCUACCGCUACUGAAGCAACAAUUCAAAGUUCAGCUACUCAAGCCAUAUUUGAUGCUACAUUAAAUUUAAAGGCGCUAGAAUGGGAUCAAAACAUCUAUGGAUAUUAUUUAAAUAAACCUGCAAAUAUUGUAUUUUUAAGUGUGUUUUCAAUACUCAUGUUAUAUUUCUGUUUAAUGAUAAUAAGAUCAAGAUAUUGGGCAUUUAAUGUUACAUUCUGCUGUGGUUAUGCAUUACAAUUUAUUGGAUUUUUGGGUAGAGUAUUAUCAUUUUCAAAUUAUUCAUCAUUACCCUAUUUUUUAAUGAAUAAUGUAUGUUUAACUAUUCUGUCAGCUUUUAUAAUGGCAGGAAUAUAUUUUAUAUUUGGUCAAAUGGUUAUUAUACAUGAUAGAAAGUUUUCAAUUUUACCUCCUUUAUUUUAUUCAUAUUUUUUUAUAACAAUUGAUAUUUUAUCAAUUUUAAUUCAAGCUACUGGCGGUGCUGUUGCAAGUAUGAAUGCAAAUAAUCAUUCAAACUCUAAAGUAGGAGAUAAUAUAAUGAUUGGUGGUAUAGUUUGUCAAAUUGCAGCAAUGACUUUAUUUAUUAUUUUUUGGUUGGAAUUUAUCAAUAGGUUGUAUUUCAAGAAGUUUAAUAAUGAACCAUCAACAAUUACGGAGAAAUAUUCGUUGAGGAAAAGAUCAAUUCUGAAUUUUUUUAAAUUAUUGUUUAAUGUCAAAUCAGUGAAAACUUAUAAACUGGUAUAUUUAGAAAGUUUAUACAAUUCAAAAUAUGCAACAAUUCGUUCACAUACAUUAUUUCCAUAUAUGCCAUUAGCUAUGACUGUUGCUGUAAUUGUUAUUUAUAUCAGAUGUGUUUAUAGAGUGGUGGAAUUAAUUGAAGGUUAUGGUGGUUAUUUAAUGACACAUGAAAUUUAUUUAUUAAUCUUGGACGCAACAAUGAUAGCUAUAGCUGGAUUCAUUUUUUUCCCAUUUCAUCCUGUUUGGGUUUUUGGUAAACAAAAUUUAGUCAAAUUAGCUUCAAUUAGAAAAAAAUUAGAUAAAAAUGAAAUUGAAACAUUCGACGACACAAACAUUUUUAAUGAAGACAUUUUAGAUCAUGAAGAGAAGCAACGUAGAAGGGAUUUGUUGUAA
Molecule: messenger RNA, 1344 nt
Organism: Lodderomyces pseudojiufengensis
Lineage: Eukaryota; Fungi; Ascomycota; Pichiomycetes; Serinales; Debaryomycetaceae
Product: RTA1 domain-containing protein
Exons: 1
Coding region: 1-1344 (447 amino acids)
Cellular component (GO): fungal-type vacuole; plasma membrane
Source: RefSeq, a predicted model, not a curated record